This is a messenger RNA of Elephantulus edwardii (Cape elephant shrew), 1542 nucleotides long. RefSeq names its product motile sperm domain containing 2 (gene MOSPD2). Bases 175 to 1542 code for a protein of 455 amino acids. The transcript is spliced from 14 exons. The record is from RefSeq and is a predicted model, not a curated record. NCBI's taxonomy places the organism in Eukaryota, Metazoa, Chordata, Mammalia, Macroscelidea, Macroscelididae.
GCCCAGGCUAAAGCCAAGCUCAUCGCAGAUACCCGACGGAGAUUCGAAACUGAAUACUUGACAGAUAAAUCAGAUAAAUAUGAUCCACGUGAUGUUGAAAGACUACAGCAAGAUGAUAACUGGGUUGAAAGUUAUUUAUGUUGGAGACAUAACGUCAUAGAUGAAACACUGAAGAUGCUGGAUGAAAGUUUCCAGUGGAGGAAGGAAUUUGCUGUCAAUGACCUGAAUGAAUCCUCCAUUCCCAAGAAGUUAUUGGAAAUUGGUGUUAUUUAUCUCCACGGUUAUGAUAAAGAAGGGAACAAACUGUUCUGGAUCAAGGUGAAGUACCAUGUAAAAGACAACAAAACUGCAAUGGACAAAAAGAAGCUUAUAGCUUUCUGGUUGGAACGUUAUGCUAAAAGAGAAAAUGGAAAACCUGUUACAGUGAUGUUUGACCUGUCGGAAACUGGACUCAACAACAUAGACAUGGACUUUGUACGCUUUAUCAUCAACUGCUUUAAGGUUUAUUAUCCUAAAUACCUCUCAAAAUUGGUUAUCUUUGAUAUGCCUUGGAUAAUGAACGCUGCUUUCAAGCUUGUGAAAACUUGGCUUGGUCCUGAAGCAGUGAGCUUGUUGAAAUUUACGAGUAAAAAUGAAGUCCAGGACUAUGUCAGUGUAGAAUACCUGCCUCCCCACAUGGGUGGAACUGAUCCUUUCAAGUAUAGCUACCCACCACUCGUAGAUGAUGACUUCCAGACACCACUGUGUGAAAAUGGGCCUAUUACCAGUGAGGAUGAAACGUCAAGUAAAGAAGAUAUAGAAAGUGAUGGGAAAGAAACCUUGGAAACCAUUUCUAAUGAGGAGCAGGCAGUUCCUGUAAAAAAGGUAAACCCAGCAGAAUCAUGUCCCAAGGCAGAAGAAAAUGAAAAAGUUGACUCAAAGACAAAAGCUUUCAAGAAACCAUUGAGUGUGUUUAAAGGGCCCUUACUGCAUAUCAGCCCAGCAGAAGAGCUGUAUUUUGGAACUGCAGAAUCUGGAGAGAAGAAAUCUCUAAUAGUGUUGACAAAUAUAACUAAAAAUACAGUUGCAUUUAAGGUGAGAACAACUGCACCAGAAAAAUACAGAGUCAAGCCAAGCAAUAGCAGUUGUGAACCUGGGGCGUCGGUUGAUAUAGUUGUGUCUCCGCACGGGGGUUUCACAGUUUCUGCACAAGACCGUUUUCUGAUCAUGGCUGCCGAAAUGGAGCAGUCAUCUGGCACAGGCCCAGCGGAGCUGGCGCAGUUCUGGAAAGAAGUUCCCAAAAACAAAGUGAUGGAGCACAGAUUAAGAUGUCAUAUUAUUGAAAGCUGUAAACCAACCACACUUACAUUAAAAGACGGUGCUUUUAACAUGGCAGAUAAAACCACUGAAGAUAUAUGUCUACAGCUCAAUCGUUUGCUAGAAAGCAAUAGGAAACUUCAAGACCAAGUCCAGCGUUGUAUCUGGUUCCAACAACUCCUGCUUUCCCUAAUGAUGCUCUCGCUUGCUUUUGUCAUCUCUUUCUUCUACUUGUUGUACAGUUAG